This is a messenger RNA of Oncorhynchus tshawytscha (Chinook salmon), 3393 nucleotides long. RefSeq names its product ephrin-A4-like. The record is from RefSeq and is a predicted model, not a curated record. Gene Ontology annotation, molecular function: ephrin receptor binding. Bases 465 to 1091 code for a protein of 208 amino acids. Gene Ontology annotation, biological process: ephrin receptor signaling pathway; axon guidance. The transcript is spliced from 5 exons. Lineage: Eukaryota; Metazoa; Chordata; Actinopteri; Salmoniformes; Salmonidae. Gene Ontology annotation, cellular component: plasma membrane.
UCCAGACAGGACCCAUUGACACCUAUCAACUCUAAUUCGGAAAACGCUGCUAUUUUAACCUAGCAUACUCAUAGUUCAGCAGGUGAUUAUCAACAACUUGCAAGUUAACUUUAGGCAUAUACUCGGUAAGUUAGUGUACUUUUAAAAGUGUAUUUUUGACAUAAGGAAACAAGUUGUGCUGCAGCAGAAUAAAGGAGGCUAUCCUUUUCAGUAUCAGGCAGCAACUUUACCAAACUAUCUGACUUCCUUGUGUUUCCACAUAGGAUGUACCCCGAAAGGAAAGUAUUUUGGUGAAUUAGUUUGAGAACGUUUGAACGGGAAUAUUGCGUCAAUAAAGGUGAUUCUACUCUGCGUUAACCGGGGCCACUAGUCUACCUGUCACGGAAUUCUUUCAACCAACCACUCCCACCCCGGUUCCCUCGUGCUGUCUUUCCGUGGGUCGCCUGCCUCGCCCGCUAACCGUGAUGGCGUGCGGUUGGAGUCCGGGAGCUGUCACGGUUUGGAGAACUACCGUUUUCCUGCUCAACAUCGCGUGCGCAGCGUCGGCCAAGAGACACGUCGUCUACUGGAACUCCACCAACACUAGAUUGACAGGAGGGGAUCUGUCCAUCCAGGUGAAUCUGAAUGACUACCUGGAUAUCUACUGCCCCCACUACCCUCACCCGUCUCCCCCCAGUGAGGAGGCCUACCCCCAGGCCCCACCAGACAGCCUGGCCCUGUACCUGGUGGCUGAGGGGGGGUUCAGGGGCUGUGUGGAGACCCAGGGGGCCAUCAAGAGGUGGGAGUGUAACAGCCCCCGUGCCCCCUUCGGCCCUGUCCGCUUCUCAGAGAAGAUCCAGCGCUUCACCCCCUUCUCUCUGGGCUUCGAGUUCCUCCCCGGACACCACUACUACUACAGCUCAUUGCCUACAGGGGAAAGCUCCCCGCUGCCCUGCAUGAAGUUGCGAGUCACAGUGUGCUGUGAGCCCACAACCAUAGGGUCCAAGCAGAACAAGCAGGAACAAGCUCUUCACAGUGAUGUGUGUUCAAUGAGGACAGUUCCUCUUUCUCUCCUCCUCCUUGUCCCACUCUUGAACUUCCUCUCUAUCUAACAUCCCUCUAUUCAAGCUGACCUCCUGAGUAUCUACCAUGCCCACUGUAGAUGGCCUGCCUCACCCACUCAGUCCCUACUUUAAACUAUCCACACCUCAUAGGGAGGCCAAGUCUUCAUUUCAGACCCUCAAAUGACUGCAAUAGGGUAGACUUCAACAUUACACACACUCCAACUACACACACUCCAACUACACACACUCCAACACAUCACCUCUGUCUUUUCUGGGGUGGCACUAAUCUUUCUCUUCUUGGCCUCCUAUUUUCUCUCUGUCCACUCUCUCCUCUCGUUCCCCCUCUUCCAUCCCUCGCUCCUGACUAAGCUCCCUCUGAAACAAAUUGACACUAAUCUUUCUCUUCUUGGCCUCCUAUUUUCUCUCUGUCCACUCUCUCCUCUCGUUCCCCCUCUUCCAUCCCUCGCUCCUGACUAAGCUCCCUCUGAAACAGACUGACACUAAUCUACCAUCAAAGCUCUCAUUCUUCAUUUCCCACCUUUAUCCACUCCAUCCUGUAGACUCCAUCUGUGUCGUCUCUCUCUUCCUCUCUCUCUCUCGCUCUUCCUCUCUCUCUCUCUCUUCCUCUCUCUCUCUCUCUCUCUGUGUGUGUGAACAUAAUGUGCCAGCUGAGCCAAAGUGGAUCAUCCAGACGUUGUUCUGUUAAAUUACUACGGAGAGGACCAGACUUGGAGUUGACUGCUUCUGAACAGAACCAUGUUUUUGAGUUGACGUCAUUGGAUUUGAAAGUCAUUGUUUUUUAGAUGAAAACCAACUUAUUUUUUUUGUAUCCAAAGUGGGACCAACUGUUAAACACAGUAACACCAAAUGUUGACCAAACUUUAUUAAAAAAGUUAACCAGUGACGACACUGCCUAAACCAGGAUAUGCUGUGUGAGUGGGACCCUAGGAAUGAUGAACUGGAAUAUUGUAACUGGUCUGCUACGCCCUCUACUGGGAUCAUACUGGUUACACUGGUCCAACUGGGCUGUAACACCUGACAGUCUGUGGGAGUAAUCUGACCAUAUCUGGAAUUAACUGGACUGUCUGGUGGUUUACCUCUGUCUUAAAAGGCAAUCAAAAGGAAUUGUGGGAAACACACUGAGGGUACUUCCUCACUUCACCUCACACGCACCGAACCACAUCGGCUGAUUGACAGAUGCUCCUCACCAACCAGGUGUGCAGGUACACUAUUUAGACUGUCUGCUGAGCACUUAACCAGGCGAGGACCUCCAUCAAUGAGAAGAGGCCUAAAGCUGGUGUUUGUUUGAAUAGAGGUUUUUGUUUUAGUGCAGUAAAGAUUCUGCUUUAGGUGUUUCAGUUAAAUAUUGAUGUUUUGUAGAGGUCCUGUAAUGUUGGCAUCCAUUUUGAUUAUUUGAAACAUCCUGAAAAAAUCUACAUUUUUACAUGGCUGAACUUUUUUUGUUUACAGGUCUAGAUUAACUCCAAUUGUUGUUGUUUAUAGUGCUAUCAAGAAUAACUAAAGCACUUUAGUACAGGUUACCCACUUAUUUUUCUUUAAGUUAAAAACAAUACAUUUUUUCAUUAAUAAAAUGGCAUUUUUUAAUGCUAUUUUAUUAUCAAAGCAAUUUAAAUGAAUACAUUUUAUUUUGAUUGUCAUAUCUUUUAUCUGUUGGUUAGAUAUGAUUUCAUGUUCCAUUCACAAAAGUAAUAUAUCACUAAAUUGCAUUUACAGUAGAAGCGUGUUACAAAUAUCACAAACCUAACAAAUAUACAUGUUUUAUUUUCAAAAGUGAGAGAUUUAACUGCAAUUAUUCUUAUUAAUUUAAUCCCACAAAAACGAGUGUAAUAUUUAAUUAAAUUCAUAAUUCUGAUAAAUUGCUUAUCUUAAUCCAACAUAAUUAAUCAUUAUUAAAUACAGGCUAUUCGGGGAUGCAGUUUUUCCCCACAUUCUGAUGUUGUCUUUGGUAACAGCAUUUAGAAAACAAUGUUUUCUUUCCGAAAUAAAUAUGUUGACUCAUAGUUAUGCCUGUAAGCACUUACUCAGAGAGAUGAGUCUGUAUUAUUACUUUACACACACAUUUGGAUAACAAUAUACUUCAAUGACAAUUAAAUAUUUUGUUCUCGUCUACACGCAGGUUAUUCAGUAAUAUAAUGACUAUUCCAGGGGUUUAAACACUGAUGUCUGGAACCUUGUUGUAUAAAGCUGGUGCUCCCAGAUUGAGUUUUUUUUGUUUUCACAUUUUAGUGAAGUAUGAAGCAUCUUCUAUGAAGAGCGAACUGCAAACAGCCCUUUUAUACAAGGUGAGAUGACAAAAUAAAAGAUGAUUGCAAUAAGACUGUUGAAAUUU